Helicoverpa zea (corn earworm) is the source of this 2986-nucleotide messenger RNA. RefSeq names its product short transient receptor potential channel 4-like. The coding region runs from base 58 to 2688 and encodes 876 amino acids. Gene Ontology annotation, molecular function: protein binding; store-operated calcium channel activity; inositol 1,4,5 trisphosphate binding. The record is from RefSeq and is a predicted model, not a curated record. Gene Ontology annotation, cellular component: membrane; cation channel complex. The transcript is spliced from 15 exons. Gene Ontology annotation, biological process: calcium ion transmembrane transport; regulation of cytosolic calcium ion concentration; manganese ion transport. NCBI's taxonomy places the organism in Eukaryota, Metazoa, Arthropoda, Insecta, Lepidoptera, Noctuidae.
AUCAUGCGUACCUAGCGAGUUACCUAUAAAUGGGAUUCGCUACAAGGUCGGAAUAGCAUGUCCCUGGACCAGCUAACAGAUUCCAUAGAGAGCCAUCAAUUACCGAGAGUAUCGAUAUUGGAAAGGGUCAUUUCAAGUAGAUUUCCAAAAAUCAUGCGUAGAUCUGAACAUACGUACGGGGAAAAGGAUCGCUCAAGCAGGCUCCUUGGUCAAGAUUCAAGCAAAUUCGGUGAAAGGAAGGCUUAUUCGGCACCAAGAUUUGGUCAUCCGAAUCUUAUCCCUGGUUCCCGAUCAAGUCGCUUCUACAAUGUACAAGUGGAAGACAAAUCGUGCUCGCCUACAUCUCGUCGGUCAAAGCUUCUCACCGAGAGUCACCCUAGCAUCAAAACAAGACAAAACUCCUCCAAAACAUGUGAGGGAUUGAACCCGGAGAGCGGCGAAGACGAUGAUGAUCUUGAUGAUGAUCACAUACAUUUACCAAAACUAAAACCCAAGGAAGCAGAGUUCUUACAAUAUGUUGCCGAAGAUGACAUACCAGGCCUUACAAAGUUUAUGGAAUGCGUAUGUUUUGCGACUGAACUGAAUGUGAACUGCACAAACUUUCAGGGAGUGUCGGCGCUCCACAUAGCCAUACAAAACAGAUCCCAUGAGAUGGUUGAAUUUCUCUUGAAGCUUCCGUAUCUGGAGAUCGGUGACGGUGUAUUGCAGGCGAUCCGCUGUAACGAUAUACGAAUUGGGGAGAUUCUGUUGGACGCUCAGCAGAAAAUAUCGCCGGGAUUAGAAUUCGCGGGUGCGGCUCACUCAGCGGACUUCCCGCCACACGUGACUCCGCUCAUCCUCGCAGCUCAGAUGGGGCAUUACGAAAUAGUCUCGUGUCUCAUAAGUCGAGGACACACGAUCAACCGUCCUCAUUUAGCUAACUGUCCGUGUGGUUGCUGCAGGGCUGGUUGUUCGCAUGAUGACCCCCUGCACGAGAGCAGCAUGCGACUGUCACAGUAUCGCGCUAUCGCGUCCCCGGCUUACAUGGUGCACGUAUCCUCGGACCCCGUACUGACCUCGUUCUGCCUCGCUGCCGAACUCGCGGAGAACGCUGCCACUUACAGACAAUUGGCUGCAGCCUAUCUACAGGUAGCCGAUGACGUCAGCGCGUUCGCCGUUGACCUCAUAGGAUGUUGUCGAACCGCUGAAGAAGUGGAAUUAGUUCUAAAGCAAACUUCAGGAUGUAAGGGACGUCGACACUUCGUAUUACCACGGUUGCUCAUGGCUGUUGACUACAAACAGAAGGAAUUUGUCGCUCAUCCCAAUACUCAACAGGUGCUAGAGUCUUACUGGCUUGGUAAUUGGGAAGGUUGGAGAACCAAAUCCUUGUUGGCAAAAGCUGGUACAUUUCUAAUACGAGUAUUCAUUACUCCAGUCAUGCUUAUAGUUUGCAUGGUAGCGCCGCGUCAUCGCCUCGUAGCACACUGGCAGAUACCGUUGAACAAACUGAUUACUCACGUCGCCGCAUACUUUGUGUUCCUUGCCCUAAUCUUCUAUAUUUCUAAUCAAGAUAAAUUUUGUCUGAAGCGAGGACCCCCAAACACAGGUGCGGAGGCUCCACUGAUUUUGUAUGUGUGUGGCUAUGCCUGGUCAGCUCUCCGCAUGAUCGUGAUGCAAGGUCCAUACCGCUACUUCACUAAGAUGUGGAACUGGACUGAGAUCAUGAUGCUCACUCUGUUUACCUUAACUUUCGUCUUUUGGGUGUUAGCGGCCAUCGAUGUCGCCAUUUAUGAUGAGGAGGAUUUAGAACGCAAAUUUUGGUCUCAGCACGACCCGACUUUAUUAGCCGAGGGCACGUUCUGCCUGGCGACUAUAUUCGCUUUCUUCCGACUUAUGUUCCUGUGCCAGUUGAACUACCAUCUAGGGCCGCUGCAGGUAUCAUUAGGGAAAAUGACUAUCGACAUUUACAAGUACAUAAUAAUAUUUGCAAUAAUUAUAAGCGCAUUUACCGCUGGCCUCGCGCGUUUCUAUCAAUAUUACGACGGCAUGGUAUACGAAGAUGAAUUCGGAAUGAAGACUGUACAGGUAUCGUCAUUCACGAGCUUAACCGAUACUCUGAACACUUUAUUCUGGGCUUUGUUUUGUAUGGCUCCUUUGGAAAGUGCCGACGUGGUGCUGGAAAAUACGCGGGACCACGCAGAAAAAGCUCAUGAGAAUAGACACUCGUACACGGAACGUAUCGGAUACUUUUGUUUUGGGUGUUUUGAAGUUAUAUCCGUAAUAGUUGUUCUGAACAUGCUCAUAGCAACUAUGUCCAACACAUUUCAAAAAGUAAACGACAAUGUUGACAUAGAAUGGACGUUCGGAAAGACUGAGGUAUACAUAGACUACAUGCUGCAGACCACACUGCCGUCACCCUUGAACUUAAUCCCCACGGCUGCAGGUGUGGGUAGUCUCGUGGAGUGGAUCCGUGCUCGACGCAAUCGCAGCCAAGGCGUCUGCGCUCGGUGGUCUCCUCAGUACUGCUGUUACAUAGAGCGUGAUGUGGAAGCACCGAAUCAUAAGGAGUAUCCAGCUCUGAUGUCGGUCCUGGUACAGCGGUACUUCAGAGACAAGGAUUGCUCACUCGUCACUGCUAACCGGAUCGAGAGCGAAUUGGCGUCUAUGCGCAGAAACCUUGCUUGUAUUAGGGUUCCACGGCCAGUUUAACUUGCGUUUUAAAGUACGUAAGACUUCUUAUAUUGGAAGCCUCAUAGAACAAUCUUGAUAAAGGCGUAUGCCGUAAGAAUGAAACUCUUUCCAUAAAAGUUCCUGUUAAGAUGUUAUAGUCUCAGUUUAGUCACUGGGUUCAAGAUAUUAAUUCAGUGCUGGUGUCUUAUAUGGAUAUUUUAAUUAUUCUGGUGUCUUAUACGAAAUAACUUUAUCGAUAAGAUUUAUCAUUAGUCUUGCGAUAUGUGCGCCUAUUUGUUAAUUGAUAUCGCUAAAUAAAUAAAAUUCAUAAAUAAUG